GAAGCCAGUUGUUCUAGAUCCUAGAAGCUUGGAUCCAUUACAUGAUUUUGACUUUACCUAUAUAAAUGAUGGUCACCUAACAUUUACGCGAGGUGGUGAACGAUAUGUUCGUCCAUGUGGUUUCAAACGAUUUGCUCUCAACGUAUCCGAUAAGUAUGAAAAUUUGCUAUGGAUAGGUUGUAAUAAUGGUAUGGGUGAAUGGCCUGUAUCAUAUCAUGGAACUGGUAAAUAUGAAAAGAAAAUGAUUGCAGAGGAUGGAUAUGUAUUAACACAAGGACAAGAAUUUCCGUUUACUCAGGGAGUCUAUUCGACUCCAGAUGUAUGUCUGGCAGAAAAGUAUGCGAAAAAAUUUACUUAUAACAAUGAGCAGUAUCUGGUUAUUUUUCAAAAUCGAGUAAAUCCUACGACUUUAAGAAAACUUCAAGCUACUGGACCGAGAAUUGGAGAUUAUUGGGUGAGUCCAAGUGAAGCAGAUGUGCGUCCAUAUGGUAUUUGCAUUCGAAAAGUAUAA
Adineta steineri is the source of this 511-nucleotide messenger RNA. The record is from the annotation of a GenBank genome assembly. Lineage: Eukaryota; Metazoa; Rotifera; Eurotatoria; Adinetida; Adinetidae.